Molecule: messenger RNA, 2295 nt
Organism: Sabethes cyaneus
Lineage: Eukaryota; Metazoa; Arthropoda; Insecta; Diptera; Culicidae
Gene: Ir25a
Product: ionotropic receptor 25a
Exons: 7
Coding region: 16-2295 (759 amino acids)
Biological process (GO): modulation of chemical synaptic transmission; monoatomic ion transport; synaptic transmission, glutamatergic
Cellular component (GO): postsynaptic membrane; plasma membrane
Molecular function (GO): transmitter-gated monoatomic ion channel activity involved in regulation of postsynaptic membrane potential; glutamate-gated receptor activity
Source: RefSeq, a predicted model, not a curated record
GAUGAGUCAUUUGUAAUGGAUCACAAGUAUAAAGCUUUGUUACAGAAUAUACCUACAAGACACGUUAUCACUUCUAUUGGAAAUGAUAGAGAUCGGGCAGAACAAAUCGAGAAGCUUCGGAAUCUUGAUAUAAAUAAUUUUUUCAUUCUUGGAUCAUUCUCCUCGAUAAAGAAAGUUUUAGAAUCUGCUAAACGAGAAUUUUUCGAAAGGAAUUUUGCAUGGCAUGCAAUUACACAAUAUCAAGGAGAACUUUCCAGCAAUAUUGAAAACGCUACCAUCAUGUUACUAAAACCGGUAUCGGAUAGUAAAAGUAAGGAUCGCUUGGGCGUUAUUAGAACAACGUAUAAUAUGAAACAAGAACCGCAAAUUACUACAGUGUUUUAUUUCGAUCUUGCGCUACGUACGUUUUUGGCCAUUAAGAAUAUCCUUCAAGUUGGAGCUUGGCCACCAAAUAUGAAAUAUUUGACUUGUGAUGAAUACGAUGGGACUAAUACACCAAAUCACACUAUCGAUCUGAAAUCGGCAUUUAUAGAAGUUACAGAGCCCACAACUUACGGUGCAUUUGAGUUUCCAAAAGGAAAGUCCGCGUUCAAUGGCCAUAGCUUCAUGAAGUUCGAUAUGGAUAUAAGUGCCGUGACCAUUCGUGGAGGAGCCUCAGUUAGCACCAGAAAUCUAGGAAAAUGGGAAGCUAGUCUCGAUAAUCUGAUACAUGUUGUAAGUGAAGAGGAAAUGAGAAACCUGACGGCGGAUACCGUUUAUAGAGUUUAUACUGUUGUUCAAGAACCGUUCAUUAUUAGAGAUUCGUCAGCUCCCAAAGGAUUUAAAGGGUAUUGUAUAGAUUUACUGGAUGAAAUCGCCAAAAUUGUAAAGUUUGACUACGAGAUAAGAGAAGUUGAAGAUGGAAAAUUUGGCAAUAUGAAUGAAAAAGGAGAAUGGAAUGGAAUAGUGCGUAAACUAAUCGACAAGCAGGCUGACAUUGGCUUAGGUUCAAUGUCUGUUAUGGCCGAACGCGAAACAGUUAUAGAUUUUACUGUACCAUACUACGAUUUAGUAGGAAUUUCUAUUAUGAUGCAGUUACCAAGCACACCUAGUUCGUUAUUUAAGUUUCUUACAGUGUUAGAAACAAAUGUAUGGUUGUGUAUAUUGGCAGCCUAUUUUUUCACCAGCUUCCUCAUGUGGAUAUUUGAUCGUUAUAGCCCGUAUAGCUACCAAAACAAUCGCGAAAAAUAUAAGAAUGACGACGAAAAACGCGAAUUCAAUAUCAAGGAAUGUCUCUGGUUUUGCAUGACUUCUCUAACGCCACAAGGAGGAGGGGAGGCUCCUAAAAAUCUCUCAGGAAGAUUGGUAGCUGCGACAUGGUGGCUUUUCGGAUUCAUAAUUAUCGCAUCCUACACAGCCAAUUUAGCAGCCUUUCUCACAGUGUCUAGGUUGGAUACACCUGUAGAGUCUUUAGAUGAUUUAUCAAAACAGUAUAAAAUUUUAUACGCACCAUUGAAUGGAUCAUCUGCAAUGACAUAUUUUCAACGUAUGGCGGAUAUAGAAGCACGAUUCUACGAAAUAUGGAAGGAAAUGUCUCUAAAUGAUUCAUUGACUCCUGUUGAACGAUCAAAAUUAGCAGUUUGGGACUACCCGGUGAGUGACAAGUAUACUAAAAUGUGGCAAGCAAUGCAAGAAGCAGGACUGCCAAACAGUCUGGACGAAGCAGUUGAACGGAUAAGAAAUUCGACGUCAGCGUCCGGGUUUGCUUUUCUGGGCGAUGCCACUGAUAUUAGAUACAAAGUCCUAACCAACUGUGACUUGCAAAUGGUUGGAGAAGAAUUUUCAAGAAAACCAUACGCGAUCGCAGUGCAACAAGGGUCACCUUUGAAAGAUCAAUUCAAUAAUGCAAUUCUCAUGCUACUAAACAAGCGCCAACUGGAAAAAUUAAAAGAACAAUGGUGGAAGAACGACGAGAUACAAAGUAAAUGUGAAAAACCAGAUGACCAAUCGGAUGGCAUAUCCAUACAAAAUAUCGGAGGAGUUUUUAUCGUUAUAUUUGUGGGUAUUGGAAUGGCGUGCAUUACUUUGAUCUUCGAAUUUUGGUAUUACAAAUAUCGAAAGAAUGUGAAAAUCAUCGAUGUUGUUGAAGCAACAGACGAAAUGAAGUCUCAAGGAGUAAGUAGUACGAGAAUAGCAAACAUGAAACAUGAAUUUGGAACGAUGGGUCACGUAAACGAUGACUUUGCCGAAAAGCCACAAGCACUGCGGACAAGGACUCAAACUCUGGACGCAAAUAACUUUAAGUCUAGAUUUUGA